AUGCAUCGUAUUCAUGAUUGGACGGUCGAUGUCGUCAAUUUGUGGGGAAGCACCAUAGUCGAAAGAGGAGCCAUUUUUGGGUAUUUCACCGGACUAGUCACAACUGAUCCUCGAAACAUCGAGUACAUACUCAAAACCAACUUCUCCAAUUUCCCUAAGGGAGAUGAUUUUGCAGAGACAUUGGACAUAUUUGGCGAUUCGCUAAUAAUGGAUUCACCAUCGUGGAAUUAUCAUAGGAGGAUGACAAGAAGAGUUCUCAUGUCAAAUAUAUCGCGUAACAUUAUAGCCAAUACAAGCAAGAAGGUAGUGCGAGAUUCUCUCAUCCCUUUUCUACAUGAUGCUGUAGAAAAUUCGUUGGUUAUCGACUUACAAGAUGUGUUCUUGAGGUACACCUUUGAUACUUCAUUUAGCGUCCUAUUCGGAAGAAGCGCAAACUAUCUUUCUCCCUGUCUUCUUCCUAAUGAGCUUGCAGAAGGUCUUGAUGAUGCUAUGGAGGCUUUGUUUUAUAGAAACGUAAUGCCCAACUCAUACUGGAAAUUCUGUCGCCGAUUGAUAAUUGGUAAUGAAAGAAAGAUGGAUAAGGCGCGGAAGACUAUAGAUCGGUAUCUGACAAUGUAUAUUAAAGCCAAAAGAGAAGAUAUGAGUAAAGGGACUUCAGAAACAAGUAGUCUAUUUGAAGGAGAUAUGAGCAACCUUAUACAGAAUGAGAAUGAUGAGGUAUUAAUACAAGAUGACAAGCUCUUUAGAGACAGUGCUAUGUCGUUUUUCAUUGGUGGAAACGAUACAACAGGUACUGCUCUUACUUGGUUCUUUUGGUUGGUUGCGAAAAAUCUGAACGUAGACGCCAAGAUUUUAGAAGAACUACAGCUUAUUGUAUUCUCGAAAAAGUUAUCACAGAAGACGCCGUUGGUGUUUGAUAUAGAUGAUUUGAAGGAUGCUGUGUAUCUCCACGCUGCAAUAUGUGAAUCUCUAAGGCUAUACCCUCCGAUUCCCCAUAACCGGAGGACCUCUCUGAAGAAAGAUGUUCUUCCUGACGGAACCGUAGUUGAUCCUGGUAUGAUGGUUGUGAUUUCGAUGUAUGCGGCUGGAAGGAUGGAGCACGUAUGGGGAAAAGAUUUCCUGGAGUUCAAGCCAGAACGAUGGAUCAAUGAAAAUGGGAAUCUAAACCAUGAAACCAUGUCUAAGUUUUUUGGGUUCAGUAUUGGUCCUAGAAUUUGCUUAGGUCAAGAAAUGGCUUUUGCGAUGAUGAAGUUAGCAGCUUCAGCCAUGAUCUUUAAUUUCCAUGUGGAAGCUUUGGUGAAUCAAAUUAUCACGCCCAAACCAUCAAUUGUAUUAAAAAUGAAGAAUGGUUUGAUGGUUAGGGUUAAGGAAAGGGUCCUCGUGUAUAAUGCUUAA
Molecule: messenger RNA, 1395 nt
Organism: Papaver somniferum (opium poppy)
Lineage: Eukaryota; Viridiplantae; Streptophyta; Magnoliopsida; Ranunculales; Papaveraceae
Product: alkane hydroxylase MAH1-like
Exons: 1
Coding region: 1-1395 (464 amino acids)
Molecular function (GO): heme binding; iron ion binding; oxidoreductase activity, acting on paired donors, with incorporation or reduction of molecular oxygen
Source: RefSeq, a predicted model, not a curated record